AUGUCGGCGCACAACGCUGCCUCGAGUGAUGCUCGGGGCCACCUCCACCGCCGCUUUACCACGAACAAUAUCCCUACUCUCAACACUCCAUUGUCGCCAAUUGGGCUGCAGCGUAGACAGGCGGCUGAGCCGACCGAGUUCACCACCGCGACGUACCAUAAGCUUCAAGUGCUCGAAAAGAAGAAGCUUGAGUACGAGUACCUGAGAGAACAACGACGAAGAUUUGAAGCUGAAAUGGAACUUAUUGAUUUACAGUCUCGCCGCGACGAAGAAGAGAUCCACCGUCUCUCAUCGGACAUCCAGUACGGCAAACACAGCCAGCCCACCACUCCACCCGAGUACAACAACAGUAACGGUUUCCCGACUGCAUUGUCUCGUCCCAACCGUUUCAGCAUGUCUAGCAUAACCUCUCCGCCAGGUAUGACUGCCUCUACCCCUCGUGGCAGCCGUCCUACCUCUCAGAUCACGUCCCCACCAUCCAAUGCCUCCACCCAAGGUACUGCCAGCUAUCCAUCCAAGUCUAUGCCUGGUUCCCGGCGCAACUCUGACGAAGAAGGCGAAGAGUUCGACGAGCAUGAAUACGUCCCUAUUAGCCCGGUGUUUCGAACUAACAACCGUAUGUCUAUGCCUGUCACUAACCUUGAUCGCGAUGGUCUUCCGGACCUUGCCUCAGUUCUCGGUCAUAUCAAUACUGCUGCCUACCUGUUUGGCGACGAGGACAAGCAGAACAACCCAACCGCCUCUCCGGAUGUCAAAUCGUACCUUCAGAUGAAUACUACGGACGACAAGUUCCCCAUUCUUGUUCGUCGGGACGGCAACGGCAACGGUUCCAUGCAACUAUCCGCUUCAUCCGCCGCGCUUGACCUUGCGCUGUCUCAAUCUCCAGGACCGGAGUCUCAGACCAAUGGAUGGCCGGGUUAUCGUCAUCGCCAAUCGCAGCAAUCUCUCCCAAGUAACGCUCUUCGGAAGGGAUCUCAAGCCGACGAGUCCGACAUUGGUCAAGUCAAUGGAAGUACCGUCGAGACGACUCCCACCAAGGCUAUGGCCAAUAAUCGCCGUUCCGUUGAGUUUAACUUCAGCCCGUUUAACAACGACUCGAAGCGAUCUAGCUACCACGCAAGCCCUUCCAACGGUGCUGUGAAUGGUAUGCCAAAGUUGCAAUCGUCGUACUCUACUAAUGAUAUUCCGACUAUGAAGAAUGGCAACGGUGUCAAUGGUUCGGGCGCGGUCAACUCCCACGCUGAGCAACACUUGCACAAUCACAAUGCGAAUCUCGGCCGCAUCCCACCGAACGCCAUGUCGAACCGUCACAGCCGUGAUUUGUCUACUGGCUUCAAGGAUCAGGAUUCCCCAUACCGUCCGUUGCAGUCUGGUCUUCAUGCUAGUGCAGCCCCUUUCGGCCCUUCCAUGACUUCGGCUGCGCCAAUGAUCGGUCUCACUACUUCCGCUAUUGCAUCACCGACUUUGACCCAGUACUCCUCGAGCUCUUCCUCCACGGCUCCAUAUUAUGGUUACGGAGUGUCAAUGUUGAACAAUGCCAUGAACGGCCUGUCCCUGGGACCGCAACUCGGUCCACAGUCUCCGUACCAGCAGGCUGGCAUGUACGCUGGUGUAUCAUACUACAACCCAUACGCUACCUAUGGACCGGGAGGUCGCAUUCAGGAUAGCCAAGCUCGCGUCAUUCAGAGCCGACGCCUCCAGAGUGAUGCAAACCGCUACGUUAACUACGACCUGAAGACGAUGCCACGACAUGAGAUCUACGUUUUGUGCAAAGACCAACAUGGCUGCCGCUUCUUGCAAAAGAAACUGGAGGAGCGCAAUACAGAGUACUUGGAGAUCAUCUUCAAUGAGACAGCCCCACACGUCGUCGAGCUAAUGACUGAUCCCUUUGGCAACUACUUGUGCCAGAAGCUCCUCGAGUACACCAACAAUGAGCAGCGUAACACUCUUGUCCGCAACGCUGCUCCAUCUUUGGUUCAAAUUGCUCUCAACCAACAUGGUACCCGCGCCCUUCAGAAGAUGAUUGAGUUCAUUUCCACUCCAGAGCAGAUCGAUAUGAUUAUCCAAGCUUUUGCUGGCCAAGUCGUUGAGUUGAUCCAGGAUCUGAACGGCAACCAUGUUAUUCAGAAGUGCUUGAAUCACCUAAAGGCCGAGGAUGCUCAAUUCAUCUUCGAUGCCGUUGGCCAGAAUUGUAUUCGGGUCGGCACCCAUCGCCACGGCUGUUGUGUCCUCCAGCGCUGCAUCGACCAUGCGUCCGGCUUCCAGAAAGUCCAGCUUGUCCGCCAGAUCACCCAGAAUAGCUUCCACUUGGUUCAAGAUCCAUUCGGCAACUACGUCGUUCAGUACAUCCUCGAUCUAAAUGAUCCGGGCUUCACCACGCCUAUGUGUCUCGGAUUCCAGACCAAAGUGGCCGAGCUCUCCAAGCAGAAGUUCAGCUCUAAUGUGAUCGAGAAAUGCAUCCGCUGCGCCGACGCCGAGACUAAGCGCAUUAUGAUUGAAGAGCUCAUGCACCCCAACGAGCUUGAGAAGCUGAUGCGCGAUUCCUACGGCAACUAUGUCAUCCAGACUGCGCUCGAGUUCGCUCCACCGGAUAUGUGCCUUCACCUGAUUGAGAGCAUGCGACCUAUCUUACCAGGCAUCCGUCAGACUCCAUAUGGACGACGCAUUUCCACCAAGGUUCAAGAACGUGAGGGUCGUCUGGCUGCCUUCACUGGUCGCACCACCUCUGGACAUGUCUCUCCGCACACGAUCUCAACGACCCAGUCUCCUGAGAUGGCAGCCGCCUUCACCGGCCAACUUCCGGGCUCUUCCGCCUACCAAUCUCCACCCAUGUAUACCUCCACAAACGCCUAUGGCUCCAAUAUUGCCUCACCGCAACCCCACCGUUUGAGCAACCCGCCCCUUCCCAACCACCUUCAGAACUCUGUACAGAACCAGGCUUAUCAACAGUUCGGCCUCCCCCCAUCCAGUGGAAUGGGCAACUUCUUCUAA
Molecule: messenger RNA, 2991 nt
Organism: Lindgomyces ingoldianus
Lineage: Eukaryota; Fungi; Ascomycota; Dothideomycetes; Pleosporales; Lindgomycetaceae
Product: ARM repeat-containing protein
Exons: 6
Coding region: 1-2991 (996 amino acids)
Biological process (GO): post-transcriptional regulation of gene expression
Cellular component (GO): cytoplasm
Molecular function (GO): mRNA binding
Source: RefSeq, a predicted model, not a curated record